GCGUGGAGUUAGAACCCUUCUCUUCAGCUUUUAAAAGUUCAAUGCAGAUUUGCAUCUGACAGUCCGAUCAGGUCACUGGGAGCGAGAUGACAACGUACACAGACAAAGGAGAAAAGCAUGAACAGGGCAGAUUCCUCUGCUUUGAUCACACCACAUUCUGGGUUGGAAAUGCAAAACAGGCUGCAUCAUAUUACUGUAACAAGCUGGGAUUUGAGCCUCUGGCUUAUCAGGGUCUGGAGACAGGCAGUCGUGAAGUGGUGUCUCAUGUAGUCAAACAGGACAAGAUCAUUUACGUGUUCUCGUCUGCCCUCAAUCCUGGAAACAAAGAGAUGGGAGAGCACCUGGUGAAGCACGGGGACGGGGUGAAGGACGUGGCAUUUACAGUGGAGGACUGUGACUCCCUAGUUCAGAAAGCCCGGGAACGCGGUGCGGUGAUUAUAAAGGAGCCUCACACUGUCCAGGAUGAGAGCGGCAAAGUCAGGCUGGCUGUGCUUCAGACGUAUGGCGACACCACUCACACGCUGGUGGAGAGGACGGGGUACCGUGGCUUGUUCCUGCCAGGCUUCCGCCCUCCUCUGUUUGAGGAUCCUCUUUUGAGGAAACUGCCGAGCGGAAACCUGAACUUCAUCGAUCACAUUGUUGGAAACCAGCCGGACAACGAGAUGGUUCCGGUGGUGGAAUGGUACCGGAGGAACCUGCUCUUCCACCGUUUCUGGUCGGUGGACGACAAGCAGCUCCAGACAGAAUUCAGCGCCCUGCGCUCCAUCGUGGUCGCCAACUAUGAAGAGACCGUGAAGAUGCCCAUCAACGAGCCGGCCAUGGGGAAGAGGAAGUCACAGAUCCAGGAGUAUGUGGAGUACUACGGGGGUCCUGGCGUGCAGCACAUCGCCAUGAACACCUCAGACAUCAUCACUGCGGUUCGUAACCUCAAGGAGCGCGGGAUGGAGUUUAUGUCUGUGACGGACACCUACUACGAUCAGCUGAGGGAGAAACUGAAACAGUCCAAGGUCAAAGUCACAGAGGACCUGGAAACCCUGCAGGAGCUGAAGAUCCUGGUGGACUACGACGACAGCGGCUAUUUGCUUCAGAUCUUCACCAAGCCUGUUCAGGACCGGCCCACGCUGUUCCUGGAAGUCAUCCAGAGACACAACCACCAGGGCUUCGGUGCAGGGAACUUCAAAUCUCUUUUCGAGGCGAUUGAAGCCGACCAGAACGCUCGAGGAAACCUGACGGUCCUGACGCCAAACGGAGUCGCAAAGAACCUGUGAACCCAGUGGAUGUUCAGCAAAGUUUACCCUUUGCCCUUAUUUUAUGGCUCUUCAUAAUUCAGAAACAGUAAACCGCAGCAUUUAGUAUUUUAAGUGUUUCUUUAUUCGAUAUCAACAAGAAAACCAACAUUAUUGAAAGCUUGACUCAAGCAAAACACAGUUUUAUCUCUCCAAUAUGAACAGUGACAUCAUUUGAACAAUGAGUUCAACUUGUAUUUUGACAGAGGCCAGUAGCUUAGUGGGACUGAAUGCUCCCUGGUGGAACAGAUGCAUGUGACAUGUGAGACAAUAAUUGCCUGACUAUGACUAUACCUUGGAAAAUACAACCAUAUGUAACCUUUAAUGCCUUUUCCUUCUCAAUAAAAUACAUUUCCAAAUGCA
This is a messenger RNA of Betta splendens (Siamese fighting fish), 1649 nucleotides long. It is a transcript of the gene hpdb, whose product is annotated as 4-hydroxyphenylpyruvate dioxygenase b. Bases 87 to 1268 code for a protein of 393 amino acids. The record is from RefSeq and is a predicted model, not a curated record. The transcript has 14 exons. Gene Ontology annotation, cellular component: Golgi membrane; endoplasmic reticulum membrane. Gene Ontology annotation, molecular function: 4-hydroxyphenylpyruvate dioxygenase activity. Gene Ontology annotation, biological process: L-tyrosine catabolic process. NCBI's taxonomy places the organism in Eukaryota, Metazoa, Chordata, Actinopteri, Anabantiformes, Osphronemidae.